AUGAAUUACUUACUUUUUUCUUUACUAGUAUUAACACUCUUAGUAUCGGCUUUACAAGCUCUUGCCUGUUACAAACAUCAUGAACGAUGUACAUAUAAACCAUCGUGUCUUAUUGAUGCAAAUCGAAAGAAUUGUACGAGUUCAGAAGAAAAAUAUUGCUUUAAAGAUGAUUUGAUUUUGGGUAUGGAAAUUCGAGGUUGUGCUGAAUCUGCAUUCUGUAAUGCAACACCUUUGAUUGGUAUUCGAUAUUGUUGUAAUACAGAUUAUUGUAAUUAUGCCAUGAAUGAAAUACGUAUUAGUUGGUUUAUGAUUAUAACUAUGCUUAUGACAAUCAUAGUUAUAAUCCGUUGA
Molecule: messenger RNA, 351 nt
Organism: Rotaria sp. Silwood2
Lineage: Eukaryota; Metazoa; Rotifera; Eurotatoria; Philodinida; Philodinidae
Source: the annotation of a GenBank genome assembly